CAAUUAGCAAAAAUAAUAGUAAAAAGAAGUAAUUAACUGGACAAUGAAAGCUAGUGGUUCAAUAAUCCAUCCACGUGGAGUUUUCUUCUCUUUUUUUUGGGAAUGAUCAAUUCGCUGGUAUCUUAUAUAUCUACAGGCUUUCUCUUGGAAUUUAUUUGCAAAAGAACAAGGUGAAGAGAGAAGAGGCGAAAAGCUUGGUAAGAGAGAAAGGGAGAUUUUAAGAUUUGCAAAUGUCUUCAACAGUGGUAUCUUCAGUUUAUGUAGUUUGCAGUGAUGCAGCUGGGAUUGCAGGUAGUAUGCUUUUAUUUUUACCUGUCUCUCAAGCUCCUUUUUCAACUCUCAUAUCAGAACAGAACUCUAAAUCAGUUGAUUUCAAUGAGUUCUUUUCUUUUUCCAGAUGAACUGCAGGGGUUAUUUACACCAACUUUCUUGCUGUGUCUUUCCCAGACCAACAUUUAGGAGAAUUAUCAGAAAUGAAUCGACAGAAAUGGUCUCAGGCAUGCCUUACAUAUAUGCUCUCUUGAACUGCUUGAUAUGUCUCUGGUAUGGCAUGCCCCUUGUAUCUCCUGGUAUUAUCCUGGUGGCAACGGUCAAUUCCGUUGGAGCAAUUUUCCAAUUGAUAUAUAUAAGCGUUUUUGUUGUAUAUGCUGAAAAGCCAAUGAAGUUGAAGAUGAUGGGGCUCUUGAUAUCGGUUUUUGCAACAUUUGCUUCCAUAGUUUUCGUGAGUAUGCGAUUCUUGGACUCUCCGUCACGGCAACUUUUCGUCGGUUACUUAAGUGUCGCAUCUCUGAUUUCCAUGUUUGCUUCUCCUCUAAUUAUAAUCAAACUGGUGAUCAAAACCAGAAGCGUUGAGUACAUGCCGUUCUCACUUUCUCUUGCAACGUUCUUGAUGAGUCUGGCUUUCUUUGUGUAUGGAAUGUUCAAGCAUGAUGCUUUCAUCUAUAUUCCAAAUGGAAUUGGAACAGGUUUGGGGACUCUCCAAUUGGCCUUGUAUGCCUAUUUUAACGAUGCUUCCCAGGAGGAGUUGAAGCAUCCCCUCAUAGAUCCUUGAAACGGGGAUCAGCUUGUGCAUAUAAUAUUAUAUAUAUUCUUUGCCACUCGGUUGCUUUCCCAGAUAGUUUGGCUUAGAAAGUUUUUUACUUUCCCUUUUCUUUUAUCCUUUUUUCUCAUAUCGGAUAGAGGAAGGGCGAUACAGGACUCAAACUUUAGUCUAUAAGAACAAUAACAUUGUCACUUCAAUUA
Molecule: messenger RNA, 1242 nt
Organism: Gossypium raimondii (Peruvian cotton)
Lineage: Eukaryota; Viridiplantae; Streptophyta; Magnoliopsida; Malvales; Malvaceae
Product: bidirectional sugar transporter SWEET2a
Exons: 5
Coding region: 398-1051 (217 amino acids)
Biological process (GO): carbohydrate transport
Cellular component (GO): membrane
Molecular function (GO): sugar transmembrane transporter activity
Source: RefSeq, a predicted model, not a curated record